AUGGGUCGAAGGGCCAUGGAGGACUUCGCGCCUGUGCCUACGGAGGCAGCGACGCAAGCGGUUCCCACCCAGGAGGUCUGCGUGCCGACACAGGAGAUCUUUGCUGGCCCUCGCCCACGGACUCUGGAGGACUGGGUGAAUGUGGGACAGCAGGUCAAGCGUCGUCGCAAGUCCGCUGUGAAGAUGGCAGUCAAGGGAUGCUCUGUCGCCGAGAACGUGCCUGAGGACGUUUGUCCUACUCAAAAGCUUGCCGAGGAGCUGUGCCCUACGCAACAGUUGCUUGAGGAAGUCGAGGAGCCCGCGCCAGCCGUGCACGAGCUGGAUCCUUGCUUUCUCCCGGAGAAGGCACAGGCCUACAGCCGGAAGUCUACGAAGCGUCGAGGAAGGGAGUCUGCCGAUUCUGCCUCGUCAGGUCUGAAAAAAGCUGCGGAAAAAGUCACUUCCGAGGUGCAUCCUGUGCCAAAAGCUCGAGACGUGAGGCUGAGUUUUCAGCAGAUGGUUUCUUUGGGUCGCCGUCUGCGCGGCAAGCAGCCAACGAUCGAAAGACCUGAGGCCUUCGCAUGUGAGGCUGCUGGGGAAGAGUCGAAGGAACAGGGCGAGCUUGAGGCCAAGUUGCAGCCGGAGGCGCGCGAAGCUGAAGAGCCCCUGGCCCUCGAGGAGGCUCCAGACGGAGCUGCUGCAGAGCCGGAGCUUGUGGACUUGAAGGCCAAGGAGCCAGAAUCUCUCUCAUUUGCAGGACCAGAGGACAAGACGUCUUCUCAGUCUUCUCCUGUGCACUCCGAGCACCGCGAGCCAGUGGACUGCCCCGAGGAUGCAUCGCCGUUGGAGGCUUCCCACGUGGACCUCCGAGGGAUGGUGCGCAAGCAUAUCACUGAGGUGCAGGAGGCAAUGUUCAAGCAACAAAUCCCGUACCAGAAAGUGCUGGACGUGUACAAGGCGCUCGAGUCCUCGCUUUGA
Messenger RNA from Symbiodinium sp. CCMP2456, 957 nucleotides. The record is from the annotation of a GenBank genome assembly. Lineage: Eukaryota; Dinophyceae; Suessiales; Symbiodiniaceae.